AUGGCAUUAACAUUGACUUUGCUUGAUGCAUUGGUAAACAAUUGUGGAAAAAUAUUUCAUGUACAUGUAGCAAAUGAAGAAUUUCUAAAAGUACUCAAAAGUGUCAUCGCACCAAAGAAUAAUCCACCAAUGCCGAUUGAAGAACAAAUACUUAGCAUGAUUCAACAUUGGGCAUUAGUUUUUCGUCAUGAUUCUGAUUUACAGAUUAUUCAAGAACUUUAUGAAGAAUGUAAACGACAAGGUUAUACAUUUCCACCAGUCGAUAAAAAUCUUAGUGUCAAAACAAUGCUACCUAGCAAAGUUGAAUCUACUCGUCCUAUUUCAGCUCUACCAAUAGCAUCCCAAUCAGCACCCAGAACGAUGACUAGACCGAAAACUUCAUCUGUAUCGAAUCGACACAAUCAAUCAACUUAUUCUAAUCCAUAUUUGAACAGUAGCGAUACGACAGUACUUAUUCGACAUUUAUCCGAUGAACAGAUUGGCAAACUUCGAAGUGAACUCGACAUUGUUCAUAUAAACGUCGAAGUACUUGAUGAAAUGCUUGCUACAUUGGAGCCUGGCAAUGAACAUCAACAAGAUUGGCAACUGUUAAUCGAUCUACACAGAACCUGUAAAAUGAUGCAAGCACGAAUUGUUGGUCUUCUAUCGGUGACGGCAAUCGAGGAUAUUGCUGGUAGAGAAAAUGAAUGA
Rotaria sp. Silwood1 is the source of this 690-nucleotide messenger RNA. Lineage: Eukaryota; Metazoa; Rotifera; Eurotatoria; Philodinida; Philodinidae. The record is from the annotation of a GenBank genome assembly.